AUGACGAUUUAUAUCGCUGUAGAUUCUUCGCUGUCUAUGUCAGUUGGUGAAGAAACUGGCCGAUUUCAGUACGCCGGUCAACUAGCAGCAAAAACUGCUGACUGUUUAAUUGAUAGGAUUUUUCGAAGGAAAAUUUGUUUGGUGCAGUUUUCGCAUAACUCUUCGAUAUUGCUUCACGAUGUAAAGUCUGGAGCCGAAAUACUGGAUACACUUUCAAAUGUGAAGGUUACUGGCUCUUCAGACUUACUUUCUCUUUUCUCACUUAUGAAGAUGGAAAAAGCAAGUAAGGAUAGUGUCCUUGUUGUUAUUGCAGAUGCGUCUUCAUUUACUACGGAGGAAAUAAAAUUUUCUCAUUUACCCGAAUGUCCUAUAGUAGUUGCUUGCGUCCUUAAUGAAUUCAAGGCUGAUACUGGACAAAUAGCUCGAUUCAUGUUCCUAUCAGGUGGACCUGCGCAAGUUGAUGGGUUGAGCAUGUCGUCACUAAUGAAGAAGGGAGUAUUCGAGAAGUACAAACCAUUUUUUAAAUCUGAUUUUGAAAAAGUUGAAUGUUUUGCAGCCGCUUUAUCAGAAGCUAUUAUUCCUUGUCGAGAAUUUUUGCUUAGAUGCGGUAUGCUCUCAGCAACAGUUCAGAUUGUUCCUGCAGACUACAGUUGUAAAUGGGAGGAUGUUAUUGAAAUUAUUGGGUUUUCCAAGGCAGUUAAUCUUGGGAAUAUACCAACCUCAGAUCACCAUUUCCUGAAAUAUCGGGAAGAGCAUAACGAUGUUGAUGAUGCUAGUGUUAAAGGUUUUUUGAAUUUGUUAUGCAGUACUAUGAAUAGUGAGGAAAUGACAGCUAUCUGUCGUUUAAAUUCUGAAACCUAUGGUAUUAUCUCAGCAGUAAAGAACGAAAGAAAGGAUAAUUGUUUGCUGAUUCAGUGUUUGCCGUAUGGGACGAAGUCUGUUUAUUGGAUGAAGAAUUUUGAGAAGCUGGUUUGUAGAUGCAUAACAAACGGUGAUGAUUUCAAAUUGUGUCUUACUUCCGAUGGCCUUCCGAAACCUUCCUACUCUUCACAGAGAACAAUAUGGGACGACUCUUUUGGAAUUCAAAGCGAUAUACAAAAGAUAUUACGCUUACUUAAGAAAAUCCCUGAUAGAAUGCCUGCAUUUUAUACAGAAUUGAAUCGUGUGCAUGCUUAUGCAUGCACGAUAGGAGCAGAAGACAUCCACGACAAACUUAUCGACCUCAUCGAAGCUGAAGCAAGCAACCAAUCUCCGGUUAUAAAAAAGCAUAGUGCUUAUGUCUGUGCGAAACUAAGGAAAAUGGGUUUGAACGAUUCAUCUGAAAUAAUACCUAUUUCUUGA
Messenger RNA from Enterobius vermicularis (human pinworm), 1341 nucleotides. The record is from the annotation of a GenBank genome assembly. NCBI's taxonomy places the organism in Eukaryota, Metazoa, Nematoda, Chromadorea, Rhabditida, Oxyuridae.